UUGGUGACGCUUUUGAGAAGAGUCUUAGGCGCCAUUAAACAAUGCUUAUGCAUGAUGCAACAUUUAAAACAAGUAUCAAAAUAACUGAAGAAAUCUCAUAUUUCAAAGUUCAUUUAGUUACAUUGAUUUAUCCGACAAGUGCCUUUUUCACAUACUAUCAUUGAAUUUACUGUUGUUUCAUAAGUUUAAAUAUAAAAUCUUUCUAAUUGUUUACUAAAUCUUGUAUUUCCUUGUAUUCUGUUUCGCCAUGACUGAUCUAAAUGGGUCUUCUAAUCAAACUUUGGAAGUUUCCGAGUCUGCUGAUGAAUUGACGAUCAUAAAUAGAUCAAAGACUUACCAUGUCUCCAAAAAGUUCAUUUGUUCAUCGAUACCAUAUUUUGAGAAAAUGUUUUGCUGUGAUUUGUUGGAAGCGAAAGAAAACACAGUUCAAUUGGAUCUUGAUGAACACAGUUUUACUUGUAUACUUAAUUGGAUUCAAUCUGACUCUCUUCAAAUUAAGAUGGAAAACAUUAUUGCCUUGUUUGAUGUAGCCGAUUAUUUAAUGUUGAACGAUCUAUCAAAUGAUUGUUACUCUUAUUUUCAUGCAAAUUUCACCAUUGAACAUCUUCCCAUUAUUAUUCCUCAAGUGACUAAAACAUCUAAACUGAUCAACUCUGGUGCUUUAAACACAUUCAUCUGUCGUCAUUUUUUGAAAAUUGUUAAAACUUCUAAAUUUCUGAAUUUUCCAGUUGAAACAGUAGAGUACAUCUGCAAAUUAGACUUGAUGAUUUCUUCAGAAUACCAAGUUCUUGAGGCAAUUAAUGAUUGGAUUAAAGUUAAAGCUGAUGACAGAAAAAAAUAUCUUCUUCGAUUAUUAAAAUGUAUUCGUUGGUGUUAUGCUGAAACCGAUAUUUCAUCUAAAAUUAUGGAAGUUCCUUAUAUCGCAACAAUUCAAGAUAUUAAAGAAAUUUUGUGUUCUCCUGGUAAUUGUAAACUUAAGUGCACUUCCAAACGCUCUGAUCAAUGUUUGUUGGUGUCCAUUCAGAAAAUUGAUGACAUGGUUCUUAGUUUAAGAGUUCUGCAGUCACAAUCUUGGUUACCUGUUGGUAUUUUUAAUUUAGAUGAUUCUAUGUCACUAGAAUUGGUUCAUGGAGAGAACAUAUCAGAUGUUUUAUAUGAUUGCGGGACCAAAGGAGUGCGAAUUGAUUGGGAAAGCAAGAAAUUCUGUUGGCUCAAUUUUGAAAGUGACAAAUCAUAUUAUCUACAGAUUAAUAAACUGAUUGUCUGUAGCCAGAUUGCAUCAAGCAAGAUAUGCUACGUGGAAAAUAGUCGCGAAGAAUUUGCUGAUCCAUUCAUUGAACUUUUUCGUCUACACUCACUUCCAAAAAACAAUCCUACUCUUUUCCCCAAUCGUGGAUCGCGUGACAGGGAUGACGCCGCGCCUGGUAGGGAACAACCUAAUAGGGAAGAGCCUGCUGGGGAACAACCUGGCAGGGACGACCUUGAGAUAGUCUGGGGCGAUGAGCCUAGGAAUAACCGUCGUAUGGGCUUCGCUGAACGAGCUUCAUAUUUUUCUAACUUAGCUUGGGAUCUAUUUGAUCCUAACAAUGCAAGACGAAUUGAGUCUAUCAAUUUUUCUGCUGGUCAAUUCUAUCCAACCAUCCGCUUCAACCGUCGAUCUUCAACUCGUCAAGUCACAGCUUCUGUCACUGCAAAAGAUGAUGGGAGACUGCUGCUCGAGUCUGAAGGUAAAUAUAUUGUGGUUGGAAAAAGUAACGUUGAAAAGUUUUACGCUCUUUUUCCCGUUCGUAAUCAUGAAUGGUUUAAGGUAAAAAAUUAUGUCAAUUAUGAUGAAAGAUCUUUUAUCGCUACAGUUUUAGGGCCCAAUAUUUUUAUUUUGACAACGAAACUGAAAUUUAUUCAAUUUAAUUAUAAAACCCAAGCAUUUAAAAAGACUGCACCAUUCAAAGGUAGCGAAUUGAAAUUUUUGGAUUUAAUCAUCACUUCUCGUCAAGACAACGAUAAUAAAAUAGUUUUGAUCGAUAAAUCGUGUGGAAAAAUCCACAUUUUCAACAUUGACAGUCAAACCUGGACUGAAACUAGCAUCAGUAAUCGUGCGCCGAAACAAAAUGAUCCAAAGGAUUGCAUUAUGACGGCAACCUCAGUCUUUUUGCCAUUAAACAAAACCAAAAAUUACUUUAGACGAAAUAUAGUUUAUUAGAUUAUUUGAUCUUCAGAUGUGUCGUUAAAAUUAGUUUCAAUUUUGUAUUCUUUUUUUAAAUUUUUGCAUUCAAUAAAAUUUGCGUUUCUCAAU
Tetranychus urticae (two-spotted spider mite) is the source of this 2293-nucleotide messenger RNA. RefSeq lists its product as uncharacterized. Lineage: Eukaryota; Metazoa; Arthropoda; Arachnida; Trombidiformes; Tetranychidae. The record is from RefSeq and is a predicted model, not a curated record. Gene Ontology annotation, molecular function: protein binding.